This is a messenger RNA of Pseudoliparis swirei, 3105 nucleotides long. RefSeq names its product equilibrative nucleoside transporter 3-like. Lineage: Eukaryota; Metazoa; Chordata; Actinopteri; Perciformes; Liparidae. Gene Ontology annotation, cellular component: Golgi apparatus; plasma membrane. The transcript is spliced from 8 exons. The record is from RefSeq and is a predicted model, not a curated record. Bases 398 to 1813 code for a protein of 471 amino acids. Gene Ontology annotation, molecular function: nucleoside transmembrane transporter activity. Gene Ontology annotation, biological process: nucleoside transmembrane transport.
AUUGUUAUGUCAGUCUCACACUUUGGAGAAAAUACAGGAUCACCAGUCGGGGAGGUCCAGCUGUGAGCCGCAUCCGCACACAAACACAACGUGGCCUGGUGUCCACUCGCCUGAAGAGCUCAACAACUGAGACCGCGGCCGAAUGGGCCGAAUACUAUCGCAAAUAAUAGUGAUAACAUGUUGCAACUCAGGAUCUGAACAGUUGGAAUGGUCUCCCCCAACACAGAGAUCUCUCCAGACUAUGGCUUCACAACUAAUAGUGUGUCUUUUCCUUUAUGGACAAGCACAUGUAGAUCUUUCUGUUUAAUACUUCCUGUCUUCGUGCUCUUAAACUGCCACAGUGUUCCCCAUCCCUCUGUUCUUCGCUUUGAGAGUAUCCCUAAUCCCGUCUGUGAACAUGGACGACGUGGAGCCUUUGCUGCCCAGUCUCAACUCCACCGAUGUUCCCACCGCUCUUGACAUCAACCGUGAGGAUGAGGAGAGCGAGGACCGGAGUCCCUCUGUUUCCCCCAUUCCCAAACAAUCCUCAGUGCCUCUGGCUAUGCGCUACAGCCCAGAUGACUCCUACUGUUUGGUGUACAUCAUCUUCUUUCUGAUGGGCAUCGGCUCCCUGCUGCCCUGGAACUUCUUCAUCACAGCCAAAAACUACUGGCUCUACAAACUGAGUGACAACACUCAAGGUGGGAAUGAGGGGCAACGGUCAGACCUCGGGGACUACUUUGAAAGCUAUCUGGCCAUUGCCUCCACGGUGCCCUCUGUGCUCUGUCUGAUCCUCAACUAUCUCCUAGUUAACAGGCUAUCUUCCAACGUGCGGAUCCUGUCGUCUCUUCUUGUGAUCCUGCUGGUGUUUGUGCUGACCACGGUGCUGGUGAAGGUGGACGUGUCGGACUGCAGGACAGAGUUCUUCAUCUGCACGCUGGCCAGUGUGGCUGUCGUCAGCGGCGCGUCCAACCUCUUCUCGGGCAGCGUGUUCGGGAUCAGUGGUCAUUUCCCCAUGAGGAUCUCUCAGGCUCUUAUAGCAGGCCAGGGCAUGGGGGGCACGUUGAGUGCAGUCGCGUCAGUCGUGGACCUGGCGGUGGCGAAGGAUGCGACCGACAGCGCUCUGGUCUAUUUCCUGACAGCCGACGUCUUCGUCUUGCUCUGCAUCAUCACAUCUCUGCUCCUGCCGAAGCUGGCGUAUUCAAGACACUGCAUGCAGGCGGCAGCCGGCAUCAGUUCAGGAGUGAUGAGCGAGGGCGGAGCCGCAGACACGGGGAGCAGAGUCUCCAUCCCGCCGCUGAAGCCCAUCCUCAGGAAGACGUGGAUGCUCGGUCUGAGCGUCUUCUACGUCUUCUGCAUCUCCAUCAUGGUGUUCCCUGCCGUAUCGUCUGGGAUCCAGUCCGUCAACAAAGACAGUGGCAGCCCCUGGACAACCACUUAUUUUGUGCCGCUCACCAGUUUCCUCCUGUUCAGUGCCGCCGACUUCUGCGGCAGGCAGGCCACCGCCUGGCUGCAGGUCCCGGGGCCCACCAGUCGAGUCCUGCCUGUCCUGGUGCCGUGUCGCUCCGUCAUGGUGCCACUUCUGAUGUUGUGCAACUACCAGCCAAGGGACCACCUCCACACUGUGCUUUUCGCCCACGACGCGUACCCUGUGGUCUUUAACUGCCUGCUAGGCCUCACCAGUGGCUACCUAGGCACUCUGCCAAUGAUCUAUGGUCCCAAAGUCGUACCUCGAGAGCUGACAGAGGCCACAGGAGUGGUCAUGGCCUUCUUCCUCACUCUGGGACUGGCUGUGGGGUCGGCCUUCUCGGUGCUGAUUGUGCACUACGUCUGACCAGGCUGUUGAGCAUCAACAGGGAUAUAUUAAGUUAUACGGCAGAUAAUUGCUGGACAGCAGAGCCUCAAAGCACGGAUGCAAAGUGCACCAGUAAAGCCAGUGGUCUGCCAUCAAGGGAGCGGACCGAUAAGCCUCUCAACCAUUAAGCCUCAUAGUAAUAUGUAUUUCCACUGAUGUGGCUGAUGCUGGGCACCUCGGGCUGCCAUGACUUAAUUACACAUUCAACUUCAGUAGGCGCUUGUCCAUUUUUACAUUGCAAAACUAAACCAAAGGGAUACAUUUGUGGGGCAUCAGUUAAUCCUAUUUUAGUUCCACUAAUAAAAUAUUCAGAUGGCAAAGCAGCAGCAGUGAGGAUUACAGCGGCCACAUGAUGCACUGGGUUUGUAUGCCUUGUUCAGUCUUUAAACUGAACAUUAGUGAAGUUCAUUAUUUUUAAACAAAUGCAACUAAUGAAAUUAGAAACCUAAUAUUUCAGGUUCCAUCUCAAACAUACACCCGUUCUGCAUUUGCUGUUUUUAAAUCUGAGACUGAGCUCCACAUUUUUUUGUACUUAUGAAAUACAACUGAACCAUGAACUAGACUUUAAAAAUAAUAUCUGAAUUUGACAAGGUUUGUCAUUUUAUAAAAACAAGCCCAAACACCCUCAGAGCCAGUAAGAUUUGAUGACAAGCUUGAUAGGAUGCAGUUAGGGUCAUUUUACAAAAGUGAAGAGAAAAAAAAGAAACCAAGCGGAUUGGGAUCACUUUAAUUGUUAAACAUUUACAGACUGACAGUUGGCUUACGUUUGAGCAUUAGAGAUGCUCUGUUAGAAACAGUGAUUUACAAACUGUGCAAACAAUGGGAGGUACACUCGGUAAUAGACACAUUUUCCCCUCUACAAAAUACAAAUUUGUUUUGGGCUCAGACAUACUGCCGUCAUCCUGAACACAGCAGUUUCUUCCAUUUGCGUUCACUUGCCCUAGGGAGAAAGAUUCAAAUACAGGGGGGGGGGGGGGGGGACACGAAUCAGGACAGCAGCGCUGCUGUAGACUUUAAAUGAUUUUUUACAAUCCAUGUUCUUACAGAACACACCCAGCAAGCAACAUUGUUAAGUACAACCUAAAUGAUGCAACCCGACGGUGGCGCUUUUUCCAAGUGAAGCAGCAACAAGCAGAGCUGCAGAUCACAUCUCUCCUCCCUUGCCACACACCCCCAAAAAACAAGUCGAGUCCCUUUCCGCCAUGACAUUAAAAAUAUCAAAAGUUUAUUAAACAAACUGCAGUCAUUAAAAACAAUAAAGGGGGACGCAG